Molecule: messenger RNA, 1891 nt
Organism: Boeremia exigua
Lineage: Eukaryota; Fungi; Ascomycota; Dothideomycetes; Pleosporales; Didymellaceae
Product: ATP-NAD kinase-like domain-containing protein
Exons: 2
Coding region: 270-1568 (432 amino acids)
Biological process (GO): NADP+ biosynthetic process; NAD+ metabolic process
Molecular function (GO): NAD+ kinase activity
Source: RefSeq, a predicted model, not a curated record
CUGCCGCGGUUCUCGUCAAUGAGGUAUUCGCAGAUAACGUCAUGACGACGCGGUCGAGGCUAACUUCCACUCUGAGAAUGAAGUUUGCGACCAAGACUCCAAGAGAUCCAACAGUUUGACUAGCAAUGACGAAGCGCUCGAGGUACCCUCCCCGCAUCCCCAACACCACUACGACCAACUAAAAGGCCCAGGUCAUCUUCGAAGGCGGUAACAUACAUCGACGCAAAGCCUCCCUUGCACCUCCACUCCAACACUCAAGCUUCGGCAAGAUGUCCGCUCGUCCAGGCAACGACCGUCGACCCACAUCGUGUAUAGUUCACGAACUACUCGAAAAGCAUGAUGGCGUUCCUACCCAACAUCAUGAUCAGUCAUACGAAGGGCUUGCUCAGGAGCGUCUUAUGGACAAAGAUCCUCACUCACACGCUGAGGAAACACAACACUCACGAUUGUUGACCAAGAAACAAAUAUCGGACAUGGCAUUUGGAAUCAGGGAACUAUCUAAGAAGCUAGCGCAGAUCCGUCUGAAACUGCACGUCAAAAACAUCUUCAUCCUGGGCAAAGCACACGACGAGGGCUUAAUCAAAAACACGAGAGAGACCGUCGAAUGGCUUCUAACAAAAAGCCCUGACUACAAAGUGUACGUUGAGGAAACGCUGGAGGAUAACAAGAUCUUCGACAGGAAAGGUCUGCUGGAGAAGAACUCGUCGUACGAAGGGCGCCUGAAGUUCUGGACCAACGAACUCGCCCAGCAGAAGCCACAGACCUUUGAUAUCGUCCUCGCACUUGGUGGGGACGGAACCGUACUGUACUCUUCGUGGCUGUUUCAACGGGUAGUACCACCGGUUCUGGCAUUCUCUCUAGGAUCGCUGGGUUUCCUCACCAAGUUCGAUUUCGAUCGCUACCCAGAAACACUUUCGCAAGCGUUCGAGCAAGGAAUCACUGUCAACCUUCGAUUGCGGUUCGAGGCGACUGUCAUGCGCUCACAGACCCGCGACAAUGAGGGACAAUCUGACCUAGUGGAGCAGCUAAUUGGUGAGGAAGCAGAGGACCAUCAUACACAUCGACCCGACGGCACCUACAACAUUCUCAACGAAGUAGUCGUGGACCGCGGCCCAAAUCCGACCAUGUCAUCGAUUGAGUUGUUCGGCGAUGACGAACACUUCACGACUGUCCAAGCAGACGGCAUCUGCGUGUCGACACCUACCGGCUCCACAGCAUACAAUCUGGCUGCAGGAGGUUCCCUCUGUCACCCUGACAACCCGGUCAUCUUGGUCACGGCCAUCUGUGCACACACUCUAUCCUUCAGGCCCAUCAUUCUCCCAGACACGAUAGUCUUGCGCUGCGGAGUACCGUACGAUGCACGAACAAGCUCAUGGGCAAGCUUCGACGGGAGGGAAAGGGUCGAGCUCAAGCCUGGCGACUACGUCACGAUUAGUGCGAGCAGAUUCCCCUUCCCAUGUGUGUUGCCUAUGGAAAGGAGAAAGACGGAUUGGAUCAACAGUAUCUCGAGGACCCUACAGUGGAAUAGUAGGGAAAAGCAAAAGGCGUUCAAAGAGUGGAAGGAUUAAUCAAUAUGCAAUGACCAUCACUACAGCAUACCUUCCUGGCAAAAACAGUCAUGGUACCUGACAGACGCAGAAUCUUGGAAACUUUGAGUGGUAUCUCGCAACAACAAUUGACGCGCAUGAUCUGCUGAUUGGACACAAUUUCCAAGAGCCGAAAGUAGAUCACGAUAGAGUGGAACGUAUUCCAAGAACUAAAGCCUAAACUAAGUUUUUGUUUUUGAUAUAAUGGAUGCACCAAUACCUCCCCCGAAAAAGGUCAUGUACGUACUGUACAUGGUAUUUACGACCGAUCUGCGGCGAAUUCGCGUGGUACCAAUUGCGUGCGU